AAAUCACCCCAAAUCACCCCAGCCGCUGCCGGGGAUGUCUGAGAACCCCUCGGUGUAUGUACCCGGUGUGGUGUCCACGGUGGUCCCGGACUCUGCGCACAAACUCUUCAUCGGGGGCCUCCCCAAUUACCUGAACGACGACCAGGUGAAGGAGCUGCUGACGUCCUUCGGGCCGCUCAAGGCCUUUAACCUGGUGAAGGACAGCGCCACCGGGCUCAGCAAGGGCUACGCCUUCUGCGAGUACGUGGACAUCAACGUCACCGACCAGGUACGGCCCCCGGACACGCCUGGGGACACCUGGGACA
Molecule: messenger RNA, 305 nt
Organism: Cyanistes caeruleus (blue tit)
Lineage: Eukaryota; Metazoa; Chordata; Aves; Passeriformes; Paridae
Source: RefSeq, a predicted model, not a curated record